Messenger RNA from Gaeumannomyces tritici R3-111a-1, 1934 nucleotides. RefSeq names its product kynureninase. The record is from RefSeq and is a predicted model, not a curated record. Lineage: Eukaryota; Fungi; Ascomycota; Sordariomycetes; Magnaporthales; Magnaporthaceae. Gene Ontology annotation, biological process: NAD+ biosynthetic process. Gene Ontology annotation, cellular component: cytoplasm. Bases 191 to 1831 code for a protein of 546 amino acids. The transcript is spliced from 3 exons. Gene Ontology annotation, molecular function: pyridoxal phosphate binding; kynureninase activity.
AGCCGCCGCUCGCGCCGAAGUCCAAAGCCGAGACACUGCGGGAGACGACGCUGUCUACAAAGUGUGUUCAGCCGUCCUCACUCGGCUAGACGAACUGAUAUGAGGGAGCCAAAGAGAGAAGCACACAGCCCAAGGAACACGCCAAGUCCGUUCGAAUAAGUGGGACAGAACAGGAAAAAGCUACAACUUUAUGCUGUCAAGCCCACCACCCACCACUGCCUCUCACCACGGCCCCCUGCCUGUCAUAGCUGUGCUAUCCACUCCUGCACGUCAUCCUUUAACCUUCCAUCACAUUUGUCAACCCUCGUGUCAGUCAGAGGCCAUGUCUGCGACUUCGGAUGCCGUCGAGUUUCCUGCCAAUGCCGGCACACUAGAGUACGCUCUCUCGCAGGACGCCCAGGACCCUUUGCGGCACCUGCGCGAGCAUUUUAUCUUCCCCACAGUGGCCUCGCUGAAGAAGAAGGCCCUGGACGGCAAGAUCCCUGCUUACCCACCAAACCACAAGUCUCCGUCUCCACAGCCGUCGGCCCAGGAGAAUGGGACGGGGAGCGCCGAGGCGGAAGCCGGCUCCGGCUCCGACGAGACCACCCCUGCAGUGUACUUUUGCGGCAACUCUUUGGGGCUGCAGCCCAAGGCGGUGCGGGAACACCUGAACGCGCAGCUGGAGACCUGGGCCUCAGUCGGUGUGCACGGGCACUUUACGGCGAUGGAGGAGUCGCCGCUGGGUGGCAGCUGGCAGGACAUGGCGGCCGACCUCGCGACCAAGUCGGUGCCCAUAGUUGGUGCUGCCGGCGCCGAUGAGAUCGCCAUCAUGAACACGUUGACGGCGAACCUGCACUUUAUGAUGGCGAGCUUCUACCGACCAACGGCGACGAGGCACAAGAUCAUUGCCGAGUGGAAGCCAUUUCCCAGCGACACUUACGCCAUAGCUUCCCAGAUCGAAUGGCAUGGCUUGGACCCAGCAAAAUCACUGGUGGAGCUGCAUCCAAACGAGAACUUUUACAUCUCGACGGAGCAGAUCCUAAGAACCAUCGACGAGCACUCCAACAGCACCACCCUGCUACUCCUCCCCGGCAUCCAGUACUGGAGCGGGCAGCUCUUCGACAUGGAGCGCAUCACGGCGCACGCACGCGCCAAGGGCAUCACGGUGGGGUGGGACCUGGCGCACGCGGCCGGCAACGUGCCGCUACGACUGCACGACUGGGGCGUCGACUUCGCCGUUUGGUGCACCUACAAGUACCUCAACGCCGGCCCGGGCGCCAUCGCGGGCGCCUUUGUGCACCGGCGGCACGGCGAGGUUACCCGGGCGCAGGGCCAGGGCGCGCAGUACCACCCCAGGCUGGCGGGCUGGUACGGCGGCGACAAGAGCGUGCGGUUCGACAUGGCCAAGGAGUUCGUCCCGACGCCCGGCGCGCAGGGCUGGAUCGUGUCCAAUCCCAGCGCCAUCGACCUCGCCGCCCUCAGCGGCGCCCUGUCCGUGUUCAGCCGCACCACCAUGGCCGAGCUGCGCGCAAAGUCGCUGCGCCUGACGGCCUACGCCGAGCACCUGCUGGGCCGGGUCGUGGCGGACGAGGCGCUGGCGCGUGGCGACGGGCGGGAGCCCGCGUUCCGCAUUAUCACGCCCGCCAACAGGGAGGAGCGCGGCGCGCAACUGAGCGUGCUGCUGCGCGAGGGCCUGCUCGACACGGUUAUAGAGAAGCUGGGCGAGGCGGGCGUCGUGCUGGACAAGCGGAAGCCUAACGUGAUCCGUGUGGCCCCGGUGCCAAUGUACAACACUUUUGAGGACGUGUGGCGGUGCGUCAAUGCCAUCAGGUCGGCCGUCAUGGCGUGAUAUCCAGCUAUAAUACUGGUGUAAUGCAGCCUGCGUAAUAUACCGAAUCACGCCGAGAUAGCGAGGCUCACCUAGUCCAGUGUAUUGAAGACUGUGCAUAUCC